This is a messenger RNA of Ichthyophthirius multifiliis, 1306 nucleotides long. Its product is annotated as ubiquitin hect domain family protein. The record is from RefSeq and is a predicted model, not a curated record. Lineage: Eukaryota; Ciliophora; Oligohymenophorea; Hymenostomatida. The transcript has 2 exons.
AAAAUAAAUAUGUUGAAAAUUUUGAAAAAUAUAUGAAAAGUGAACCUUUUGAGGAUAUUGAUUUUAAGAUUUAAGAAUAUCCUCUCUUUUCAACAACAAUCAAUAAUUUUUGCAAAUUUAGUUGUGUAUUAUUUUAAAGAGAUAAUCUUUAUUAAAAAUAAUUCUAAAAGUUAAAAAUCUUCUCUUAUUUCUUAAAACUUAUUCAAUUUCCAGUUCUUGAUUGUAUGGAUACUUAAGGAAGGAAAUGGUUCUUAGAUUAAUUAAUAAAAAUAAGUAAAAUGAGUGAAUAAUCAGUAUCAGUACUUAAUGAAGUAUAUUAAUUACUUGUGAAUGAAAUUUAAAAACUUGAAGAAAUGUUAGAUAAUAAUUAAAAGUUAGAAAAUAUAAAUGACUUUUCAGAUAUAAUUUCAAAUGAACUUUUCUUUAAAACUCGUUCUUUAGAUCAUAAUUAAAUUUUUUAAAAUAGAGAUUCUCAAAUUAUCCGACCUGUAAUAUUAUUUAGUCAUUUAAGCUAUAUUGAAGUUUUAGUUUAAGUUUUAAGUGCUAAUAUAUAGAGUAAAAAAAAUAAACAAAUUUUAUAAAUAAAUAUAAAAAAUUAGAAAUCGAAGGUUAAAAAAUAGAGACUAUUUCGUAAAAACUAUAAAGACUAUAUGUAAUUUUAAUUAAUUAAGUAAAUCGUGAAGAAAUAUAUAAUUUAACUAAAAGUAUAUAAGAAAUGGAAUAGGAUGAAAAUAAAGAAAGAAAAGUUCUUGAACUCUUUUCAUAAACAGUUGGUAUGGAUAGCAAUAAUUAAUCUAUUUCUUUACAUAGGGCUCUAAGAAAUUACUUUUAAUCUAUUUUGAUGUCCUUUGAUAAAGAUUAGAGAGGAUAACUAUCUAAUUUAUAAGAAUAAUAUACUCUUUUGAUUAAAUAAGUUGUUUUAAAUGGAAACAUAGCCAAAGAAGAUUUAUUAAAUAUUGAAAAAGUGGCAAGAUUUAAUGUUAAUUUAGCUCAUAUUUGUGGAUUAUGUGAUGUUUAUUUAGAAGAAUGUAAAAGGAAGAAAUAAAUGGUUGUAAAUUAAGAGAACCUAUUAGAUUUAAAUAUAUUAUUAUAAUUUAAAAAUUUGGGUAUAUGUGAAAAAGUGUUAGAAAUAAUAAUGGAAGGAAUGGAUAUUUUAGGAGAAUAUUAAAAAUAAUAAAAGAGCCAAGAUGAAACUAUCGAAAAAAAAUACUUGAAUAAGCUUUAAUAUCUAUAAGUGAAAAAAUGGCUUAUAUAAUAAAUAAUUUAAUUAUUGUUAAUAUUGAUAUAUCUGAAGAUGCUUAUAUAG